AGGCGCAUUGCGCAAGUGGCGCGCGGCAGUGGCGGCUGCUGGAGGUGAGAGCCAGAGACAUGGCGGGGGAGGGGAGAGCAAAGCGAAUGGCACCAGCAAACCUGAACGACGGGAACUGAAAAGAAAGCGAGCAGCAAACAACAACAAAAGCAGCAGCAGUAGCACGCAUCGUCCUGACUUAGUCAGCGGGGCACUCGUGCACCCCCCGCACAACACGGGAAGGGGGGAGGAUGGUCAAGACGCCAGCAGGCAUCAAAACGACGUGCUGGCUCGCUCUUGUUCUUUGCUGUAUAUCUAAAAUGGAGGAGCACGAAGGAAACAAGCUAUCCAAACAAUCUGUCAUCUUGUGAGGACAAGGCCAUAACCCCUGACAGUCUGUUCAUCUGAUGUGGCAGGGGUUUUCGCUUUUAUUUCAAUUUGUUUGAACCAUGAAUAUGCGGUCAACUGUUUUCAAACCAGCAACCCUAAAGCUGGAGAGAGAUUUGACUCCUGAAAAGGUGGAUCUGGAAAAGUCUCAAAGUUCCGCUUCAGGCACCCACAGCAAGGGACCUGACCUCGGACGGGCAGAGGUUCACGACGGAAAUCAUUUGCCCACCGUACUGAUUAAUAUCAACAACAAGAACCGAAAACUGAAAGAGAACCUCCAUAUUCAUCAUGCCGUCAGCAAGGGUGCUCGCACACCAGGGCCUGCUGGUCAGAACAAAACACAGGGUGCCUGUCUGGGACAGGAAGAGAACUGGAUGAGUUUAGAGGCCCUCACUGCUCCAAGUAAGCCAGUAGGGACUGAUAGCAACCUUAUUAAAAACAAGCCCUUAUUUAUGUCCGGGCAGACUGAUAGCAUGAGCAAGACUGCAUCUCCGGUGAACACUAAUCGGAACACUCGGGAGCUGGCCUCUGAGAGCACAGACAGAAAUGCAGGUGCAGUUGGGGGACCCCUUAGCGUUGUUGCUUUGGAGGUGAACUUGGAAGGGAAGUGGCAGAAUUUGAAGAAAAACACCAGCCACAGCCCUACACAAGCAAAUUGCCUAAGACAGAUCUUGCUUCUGCAACUGGAUUUGAUUGAGCAACAGCAGCAACAGCUGCAGGCAAAAGACAAAGAGAUUGAAGAAUUAAAAAACGAAAAAGAAACGCUCCUGGCGCGGAUUGAACGCAUGGAGCGGCGAGUGCAGCUGGUCAAAAAGGACACGUCAAAAGAGAAGCAGAAGAACAUCCUCGCAGAGUGUGAAGAGCAUGAAGCAUUGCCCGAACCAGAGAACAGUGAGAGGGAGGAUAUUGCCGAUGAGGAGGCCGACUGUCGUCCACUUGACUCUCUGAGAGCCUUGCAUUUUUCGCGUGUAGAAAAGGGUCACAAAAGAAAAUUCUCAUUUUGGAGCCCCAAGACACCAAUGAAAAAAUUGUCGGGAGAAUUCUCAAAAGCACGGCGAAAGACACCCAAACUCACUCUCAACAACAAUGAUAUGGAAGCUGGUCAUUCGCUUACCCAACGGGAACUUCGCAGCAAGGAAGCCAUAGAAAAAGUGGGUGACUUGCAGGGAGACAGUUCUCCAAGCAAGGGAUUUUUUUUAAGCCUCCAGCCUAAGGCAGAACCUUUGUCAUCUUCUUUUGAGAUGGAGGACCUGCCAUACAUGUCCACCAAAGAGAUGUACCUCUGCCGCUGGCACCAGCCUCCUCCGUUUCCACUGCGUGAGACUUCUCCCAAGAAAGAGGAGACCGUGGCUAUUCCAUCAUGGAGAGAACAUUUUAUGGAACCUCUGGAAGAAGCCACCGAUGUUGUAGAGAACUUGGAUGAUGGUGUGUUCUUGAAGCGACAUGCCAAACUGGAGCUAGAUGAGAAGAGGAGAAAAAGGUGGGAUAUCCAGAGGAUUAGAGAGCAGAGAAUGUUCCAGCGGCUCCAACAGCGUAUGUACAAAAAGAAAGGCAUUCAGGAGUCUGAACCUGGGUUGUCAUCCUUCUACCCAGAUGCAGAUGAUGUGGAGAGUCUCAUGAUCACUCCAUUCCUGCCAGUUGUAGCAUUUGGUCGCCCACUGCCAAAACUUGCUCAGCAAAAUUUUGAGCUUCCUUGGCUGGAUGAAAGAAGUCGAUGCAGAAUUGAAAUGCAGAAGAAGCAAACGCCGCAUCGGACCUGUCGGAAAUAGUCACUUUUUCUCUGGGCCACCCAAACUCAUGCUGUUGAGUUUGUACACACCAGGAAGGCGGAAGAAAAAUACACUUUCUCCCUUUCAGAAAACAUUUAAGAGAAAUUUUAAUGAUAAAGAACUUGAUCUGUGUUGGAAUGACUGCAGUAUUUAAAAGAAUGUUCUCUUAUGCAUUAACUUUAAUUCUACCCACCCAUAAGAUGUGUCCAGACAUGGAGGAAAAAGUGUAUCUCUUUGUAUUUUCCUGUCUUCAUAUCACCCUCUGUAGGAGGUCAUUCAGGUAUUAGUGUGUUUUUUGAGUUUUGCAUUAUGCAGUGAAAUGGGGGUUGGAAACCAGAAGCUUAAGAUGAGUAAUUAUCAAUGUUAAAGUUGAAGUAGUGCUUUUUGGUGACCUAAUAUCUCUUUUUAAAUGUAGAGAUGACCAGGGUUUGGUCUGUUUGGAGAGAGAGAGAGAGAAUCUUUAAUAUUUUUAAUGUCAGUUUCAACUGUCUAAAAAGUUUUUGAGAUGGCAGUGAUAUGGUGGCAGUGCAGGAACAUUAGGAUUCAUUUUCAAAUGUAAACUGAUAGAAAUGCAUCAUUGCUUCAGCCAUUUAACAGCAGAGGUCAACAUUCCACCAUUUAACAUCUGAACAGAGGUGGUUUCUGUGUCUGCCUAGGUUUAGUUGAGAAGUCUGCAUUUGACCAGGACCAUACCCUGUCUUUCCUCCACUGGUAUGUUGGAGCAAAAAAAUAUUCUUCCCCCACUGUUCAAGAGAAAAGGAGAGUUAAAGAAAUUGGAGAAAGUGUAAGGAAAAUUACAUAUACAGGAAAUAAGGCUUGAAAUUCUUUCCUCUUAUGUUGGGGUUUAGUGCGUGUUGGUCUCCCCAGCCACCCAAAUUUUAUAGCUUUCUGUGGCUGCUGUUAAGAUUGGCCUUUUUGUUUCUGUUUACGAAAGGCUAGUUUGAUAGUUUUGAGAUAUGAGGGAGCGAUGUUUACUUUAGAGGUGGUGAGGGGAAGCAGGAUUGCUCUGAAAUGGGAGUCACACUGCCAGUGUGAGAGAGUGAGAGUGCUAACUGUUCAGACUUUAUUCUGUUUACCUCCUACUAGUGAUGACUGAGCUGCUUUUACCACCUUGUAAAAUAAGACACACAUAUGGGAAUGCAAAAUGAAGAACCAGAAAGCUUUUAUCCAAUGUUUUUAUGUAAAGGUAAAUGCUUUCCAUUGACCAGUUUUAUCACCUAUUUACAUGUUUCUUCUGAUUUUAAAUAAUGUUAAUUUGGUGCGUUUUUACGGCUGUAUGCAGUAAGCACUUCUGUGUAAGUGACUGGCCCUGAGGUUUGCACAGUAAUUUAUUGCCUGUAACAAUGCUUUAAAGAUUGUGGAAAUUCCUGAAGAAUUCAUCACUUUUUUUUUCCUUGUACUGUAAUGGUUUCAUUUCUUGGUCUACUUUUCAACAUCACUCAUAUUCACUGGAUGUGAGAACUACCAAGCUUAGCUGAUACAAGAUGCCCAUGCAAAUCAAGAAACAAGUCUAUACAUUCUGGCAUGACCUGUUAUGGGUUUGAGCAAAGAUGUGUCAACUUUUAUUUUGCACCUGUUUUUAAUCGCCAGUGGACCUUAGCAUGGAAGUGUACUAUGCUGCAUGAUGCAUUCACCCAUUGUUUUGGCUGCUCAGUAUUAAAAGUAGUAAAUUAACUGUUUUUCACAAAUGCACAGAAGAUAGGGUUUGCAGUUCUAGUACUUGAUCUGACCGAGGCAGCAUUGUGUUCACAUCACACACACUUUAAACAUCUACUCCUCCCCACCACCAUCUCAAAAAAAGGAACUGCGUUCUACAGUGUUGGGCGGGUGUACUGUGUGCUCUACAUAGAGGUAAGUAAUUUAAAAAAAAAAAAAAAAAAAAGUUUGCUUAUGGCAGAACUUAAUUUUACAUAUAUACUAAUUAAAAUAAAUAGGAAUCCCAGGGCUUGAUUUAAACGAGAAAAAAAAGAAAAUCCAGGAAUGGUGGUCUCUUUAUAUGUUGCUGCCGGUUUAAAAAAAAAAAAAAAGGCAAAAAGUUUGAAAUCUUAAAUACAGUUGUUUGACAUACUGCUUUCUGUGCACAUGUGUUCAAUGUACCCUAGUUUGUCUUCCCCAGCUGCAGUCUCAUAAUUCUCUGUUUAUAAGAGGUUCUGAUUUAUGGCUUCUUUGUUUUUGUUUUGUUUUGUUUUUUUCUUUUUGGUGAAUUUUAAAACAUUCUUUCCUAAUUGUGUGUACUUGGGUUUUGAAUUGAAUUCAUCUUUGUAGCAUUCUUGGGCAACAAAAAUGAAUGGAAGACAUGUAACCACUUCUGUAAAUAACGUUCGGACAUGCUGUAUAUAAGCAAAGUGGGACUUGGGCAAAACAAAAAAAAAAAAAAGUUCUAUUUGUUUGAGUGUUAGUAUUAUUAAAAAACAAGGUCUGGGUGUGGAAUAA
Erpetoichthys calabaricus (reedfish) is the source of this 4568-nucleotide messenger RNA. Its product is annotated as male-specific lethal 1 homolog. The transcript has 9 exons. NCBI's taxonomy places the organism in Eukaryota, Metazoa, Chordata, Cladistia, Polypteriformes, Polypteridae. The record is from RefSeq and is a predicted model, not a curated record. Gene Ontology annotation, cellular component: MSL complex. Bases 429 to 2135 code for a protein of 568 amino acids.